AUGUUAAAAAAACAAAAAAAAACAACCGGUCAAAUUUCUUCUUCUACUUCAACAUAUAUCCAUCCUUCAUCCCGUAAAGCAGCCCAAUUACAAAGGGCAGCUUUACGUAAAGAUCGAGUAGAACGAAUUAAAUCAAAAAAAUUUAAUGAAGGAAUUCAACCUUUAAUUGAUAGAAUAUUAUGGUUUAAAUAUGCUUUGGAUGAUUCGAUUCCUUGCGCUACUAAAAAUGAAAAUAGACCUAAAUCUAGUGCCAAAGAAGAUUUAUUAAAAGCAUUGAAAUCAAAAGAAAAACGUGAAUAUAUUGAAGGAUUUGAAAUUCCAAAUUUGAUGGAUUCAAGAAAUGUUAAAACAUUACGUGAAUGGGAUGGUGAUCCAAAUUCCAUACAAAUCAAGCAGAUUGAAGAAGGAAUGAAAAAACUUAAUUAUAAUGACACACCACAAGAAGUCAUGAAACAAACAAUAAGACAAGAAACAAUGGUGCUUGAUUGA
Messenger RNA from Diversispora eburnea, 489 nucleotides. The record is from the annotation of a GenBank genome assembly. Lineage: Eukaryota; Fungi; Glomeromycota; Glomeromycetes; Diversisporales; Diversisporaceae.